AUGUCCUCCUCCACCCCCCCAAAACCAAACCGGACCACAAUCGAAUCCGCACAGGCAACCCUGUACGAAGAAGGCACAAAACUGCGCCAAGACAUCCUCGGCGUCCAGCACAUCGCCGCCUCCCAAGCCCUCCCGGACUUCCAGCAGCCCGUGCAGACCAUGGCCGUUGUCGCGGGCUGGUCGCUGUGCUGGACGCGCCCGGGGCUGGAGCGCAAGACCCGCUCGCUGCUGUGCCUUGUUAUGCUUGCUGUCCUGGGGAGGGAUUCCCAGCUCGCGGGGCAUGUCAAGGGUGCGGUUGCGAAUGGGUGUACUGAGGAGGAGAUUCGGGAGGCGCUUUUGCAGGUCUCAGUUUACGCGGGGGUUCCGUGCUCGUUGAAUGCGACGAAUGUUGCCUGGAAGGUUUUGGAGGAGAUGAGGGAGGGGAAGUAG
Aspergillus puulaauensis is the source of this 429-nucleotide messenger RNA. Its product is annotated as carboxymuconolactone decarboxylase family protein. Bases 1 to 429 code for a protein of 142 amino acids. NCBI's taxonomy places the organism in Eukaryota, Fungi, Ascomycota, Eurotiomycetes, Eurotiales, Aspergillaceae. Gene Ontology annotation, molecular function: peroxiredoxin activity. The record is from RefSeq and is a predicted model, not a curated record. The transcript has 2 exons.